AUGAUGUGUCGUGUGUUGUGUUUUCUCGUUUUGCUGUUGAGUGUUGUCUCUUUGUGUGUGACAGCUGAGGCGGGUUCUGAAACUCAUACAGUUGGUCCUGAUGUUCCAUGUCCUGAAGGUACUGAACUUCCUAGUGAUAAACCUUGUACUGCUCCUCCUCCUACUGGUGGUAAGUGCACUGAAGGUGCUGAUCCUCCUGAUGGUGAAAACACUUGUUCGCGUACUACUUCUCCUGUUCCACCACCACCUCCAGGUCCACCACCACCACCUGGUUCUCCUCCUGGUGGUGAAAAUGCUUGUACUUCAGACAACACUAAUCCUCCGUGCUCUACUAGCGGUAGUAAACAUGAAGCUGCUCGUGCUGAAUGUGCGGAAUCUUCAGAGAAGGAUGGUUGUACUACCCCUACACUUAAACCUACGGGCAAUUGCGGUGACGAUGGUAAAACCACUUGUCCACCAAAGGCAACGCAAGAACCGGGUCAACCUACACCUAAUCCUCAAAAAGAAGGUCAUCCUAAUGGUAAACCAGGUCCAAUUGGUGCUUCUGGUGAACAAGGAGAAUCUGCGGCUAGUGAGGCUGUAUCGGGUGUUGUUUCUUCUUCUUCUUCUGAACCUCCUUCUCCUGUUACUGGUCCUACUACUCCUGAGGUGAGUGUUGGUGAGUCUUCAGGUGAUGGCCAAUCUGGAAACAGCGGCGGCAGUACAACAGAAGAGAGUGGAGAUAACAAUGAAACAGCGGCAACACAACCUUCUGCUGACUCUUCUAACACUUCGGCCCCAGUGAGUGGUGAUGGUUCAGAUACUGGAACAGCAGUGAAUGGCACUACACCUGCAGGGAGUGAAUCAUCAAAUAACCAAGAAGGUGAUGCAGAAAAUACAGAAUCAACCACCACCACCACAACAACAACACUUCCUCCUGAACUCACAAACAACAAGAAGGGUGAUGCCGACAGCAGCAGCAGUAUCAGCAGUUCUGUGUGGGUGCGUGUACCACUACUGAUUGUGGUUACACUGGCCUGUAUUCUUGUGUGCUGA
Trypanosoma theileri is the source of this 1035-nucleotide messenger RNA. RefSeq lists its product as uncharacterized. The record is from RefSeq and is a predicted model, not a curated record. The coding region runs from base 1 to 1035 and encodes 344 amino acids. Lineage: Eukaryota; Euglenozoa; Kinetoplastea; Trypanosomatida; Trypanosomatidae. The transcript has a single exon.